Molecule: messenger RNA, 4633 nt
Organism: Aedes aegypti (yellow fever mosquito)
Lineage: Eukaryota; Metazoa; Arthropoda; Insecta; Diptera; Culicidae
Product: UPF0047 protein YjbQ
Exons: 5
Coding region: 2796-3311 (171 amino acids)
Source: RefSeq, a predicted model, not a curated record
AACGUACAUUGUUGAGACGAGAAAUUGAUUGAAAUUAGUCAGUUUUGGGAAAAAAGUAAAGUGAAAACAAUCAAAACGCUCUCAACUCCGUACAUCGGUUUGUUGCUCUCUGCCUUCAGAGUUCAGAGAAAAACAGCUGAGAGAACCAUUCCAUCAAAGUGGCCUCGUUUCGCGAUCCAUAGCCUACUCGGAGUCCGAUUCCGCGCGAGUGUUCGUUCAGUUCCAUCAGUGUGGCCCUUGCAUGACUUUCUCGGGAGCAUAAAUCCGUAGUAUCUCGCGUGUGUCCUCCUCUAAAGGCUCUAGUGGUGGUUUGGUGAUUGGAAGGAAGUGUUCCAGCAGCAGAAGCACCUUUAGAGGAGUGUGAGAGAAAAAUUACAUAAAACACGACCAAACUAAUUCUGGUGCUGCUUCUCGUUCGCCGCGGUCGUCAAAUUCAGCCGAAAUUUUUGUGGUGGCCCUUCAUCGAUAUUUUCGAAGGCUCAACCGUGGAAAAUAAGGAUAAAAAGUGAUGCCGUCGCAGUAAGCCUUUGUGAGUGAAGAAAGCGAAAAAAAAGAAGUCUGGAAAACCGCAGAGCCUGCUUUGGUGCGCGAUCGAUAAGCAGUGUAUUUUUUUUUGGGGAAGGCAAGAAUAGUGAGAUCCAUCAGAAGAACAUCAGUGUAGGAAUAUAGAUUUUCCCACAUGUCGUCGACCUACUCUGAUCGCGCGGUUCCGUGAGUAGGAGGAGUAGGUGCUCAAGGACCCCACUAUUCUUUUAGAAACCACUAACAAGGAGAAGAAGAAGCAAAGAACCAAAAAAAAUGUUGGACUCCUGAUACCCGAUUUUCAAACGCGGCCCCCUUUCGCUCUCUUGUUCUUGUUCCUCUUCGCCGUGUUGUUCCGCACCUGAAUCUCUCUAUGUCGGUGAAGUCGGUCAGAGAAAAAGAGCCAACAUAGCAGGCUGCGUGUGCCAGAAAGGAGCAGCUUUUGUAGCAUAGACCAAUGCCUACUUCGGUGUGCUGCUGAACUGCCGAUGAUGUGAAGGAAUUUUCCUUGGAACAAAAAAAAAUCUCUGCUUCCCUGAUCCGGAUGGUCAGAAGCUCUGCAAAUGCAGCUGACAGUCGCGUAAUCGUUUUCUCCAAUCAUUGACACACUGUCUUCUAGAGAUAUGUAAAAAGGAAGAACGAACAAUUCGUAGACAAUAGACGCAGCAAAACUUAAGGAUAGCACCACAGGGUUAAGCGCAGAGUAGUCAAAGUGGGGGAUCAAAGUGUGCGAGUGAAACAGUAGCAGCAGCACAAGUAAUACCUUCGAAACUGAAAAAAGGCAUCCAAUUUUUGAAGAUUAAAGAGUAAAUCUGCCGAAGAAACGGAAGUGAAGAACCGAAGAUAAUCUCCACGGCGGAAGAACUGCUUGCUGAGCUGGAAAAGUGCGAACCACAUUUAGAGACAGAGUGUGCGAGCGAGAGAGAAGAGGACAGAGAUUGUGCUGUGCCGCGGUGUUUUCCUCACGUCACGUCAGAUUGCGUUAGUCCUGCGGAAGGAUUCGCCUGCAUACUACUGUAGAGCUUCACGAGGCCGGAGCACGACGAGAGAAAGAGAGCGUGUGAGUUUGAAAUUCUCGUCGUCGGUGUCCUGUCCUGACAGCAGAAGCAGCAUGCAGAGUUGGGAGUGAAAUCCGCUUCGGAUUUUCGGUGAAGAAAGCACAAGAAACACUUACUUGAAACGGGCCAGGAAAAAAAAAAUCCUAGUGGAAAGUUAGUUUUGAAUGAGUGUUGGGAGGAAAAAAAUAAAUUUAGGUUUUCCUUCGAUCAAUCAGAAGCCUCAUUACGGCCACACACAAUCGAUAAUCGUUGUGAAGAAGACAGAUACCCAGUACGAAGGACCUUGUAUUUGAUUCCUUCAUAUUCAUUUGGUGCUAUGUAUAGAUUUUUUUCAUCCUCUUGAUAGUUCGGAUUAUGUUCGUUUUUGUGUAAGCUGCGGAUCAGCGAAGAAAAAAUUUGUCAUAAUACGAAACAAGCAAUACGGUCGACUGAAGUAAAGUAGUAGUGCAUUCCAAGGAAGAAUCGAAAACGAGAUCGUCCGUGUUUCCUAUUUGGGGCGUUCCGAAAGAGAAGUGUGAAGUAAAACAACAAUCGUCACAAAUUUGCAGAGGAAUCUCCGCAUGUUGAGAGUGGAAGUUUAUUUAUCUGACGAGUGUGAGUCAUUUGAAUCAAGUGUGUAAAUUUGCCUUCUUGAAGUUAUAGCCAAGAGAUUGAUAGGAAUAAAUAAAAAGGUGCAAACAAACUGGUGAUUAUAAGAAGAACAAACAAGAAGCGGCUAUUGAAUAAUUACACACAAAUUUGAGUGAAUCGGUGCAGAAACAGUUCAUCACGACGUCGACCAAAGGCAGUAGCAAGGUAUCACCGGCAGCAGCAGUAGUAGGAGGGGCAGGGUCAGCAGCAGGACCAUCUGCAGCAUCUUCGAAAGAGUCCGCAGGAGGGGGAGGAGGAGGAGGACGUCGUCGUUCCCGCAGUCAGGUACCAACGACCAAUAGUAGCGUCGGCGGAGGGGGCGGCGGAAGUGGUAGUGCCAGUGCCAGCCGGCGAAGCAGCAAAACGGAUUACCACCAAUCGACUCGGCGAAGAAGUCCUCCUUCUUCGGUCACUGACGAUUCUUCCUCCUCGCUACUGCUGUCGGUAUCGGUCGGUGGUCGCACAGCGGGGGGCACGGCAGGCGCCAUUGAACGGGAGCGUGAAAGCGGAGGAGGAGGCGGAGGUUCGGCCACCAGUCAUCAGCACCAUCCACAUCCGCCGGACUCGUAUGAGAAGAGUCACAACAUGGCUUCGUCCAAUCACCGAGGUAUACAGAUUGGCUCCGCUUGGUUCCAGCGAAAAAUCAAUCUGCGACCGCAGCACCGGGGCGUCCAUCUGGUGACCGAGGAAAUCCUGCGACAGAUGCCCGAGCUAGGGCAGUUUUCGGUCGGGCUGUGCCACGUUCAAAUUCUACACACAUCAGCCAGUUUAGCAUUGAAUGAAAGCUGGGAUCCAGACGUUCGGGACGACAUGGAAAUGAUGUUAAAUAAGAUUGUGCCGGAAGGACUACCGUACCGACAUUCCUGCGAAGGUCCAGACGAUAUGCCCGCCCAUGUGAAAGCAUGCUUUCUCGGCAGCUCACUGACAAUCCCAAUCACCGAUGGUAAACUGUCGCUCGGUACGUGGCAGGGCGUGUGGCUGUGCGAACACCGAGACCACGCCGGUUCACGCAAGCUGGUGAUAACGCUGUCUGGCUGCCCACGGGACUCCGCCCGGAGUCCACUCUCGCCAGUAUCGCCAAUUGCGUCUACCUCCAGUUAGGGACGGCCACGCUCUGCUCGCGAUAGUCGGUAAUCGUGGGUUAGAGCGGUGCUCUGCUGUAAGUUUCAUACUAAUAAGGGUCAUAACACUAUUCGGGGUAAACUCUAAGAGGAAGGUUAGAGCAAAGAAUUACCUAUACAUUAAUUACGUUAAUUAUAAAGUGAUGGCAGAGAAGCAGAAAUUAUUAAUGAGGAAGGGUACCAUUGAACGCAGAUUUUAAUAAAUCAAUAAUGAAGCAAAACGAACACGGAGCAAGUCUAGGUAAGACAGAAAACUUACUAAUAAAUCUAACGAGUAACUUAGAUACACGAGAAAAGAAGCGAAAGAAACAUCAAAAAGAAUAUUUAAUUUACAAUUUAUAUGAGGUAAUAGACACUUAGAUAUAACAAAAAAAAAAUAGAAAUCGCUAAACAAAUUUCAUAUGAAAAACGCAAUGAUAAUAGCAUUUAAGAUGUCUACUUGAAGGUUAUAAAACAUGGCGAGGGAAACUCGGAAGAUAAUUUUACCAGCAGAAAUAGGAGCAAAGAAUGUUAGGUUUUUAUUUUUAUGGGUUUUAUUAAACAAAACAGGAAUCGUAACACGCAGACAACUAGUAGAACUAAUGAAUAGCUGAAAUACCAAACCAGGUUAGAUGUAGAAAAGUGACGUUCAUUCUCUCCAUCAUUUUUUGUAUUGUUUUUAAUCUGUUUAUUUGGGUCCGAUGCGAUCACAAAGAGGAUUCGAAUAGGCUGAACCAAUGCGAACACACAUGCACAAACGUAAACGGAUAAUGAAACCGUACUAUAGAUUAAAUAGAAACCAAAACCAAACUACUAUUUUACACAACACAUCAUUCACACGGAGGCACGGAGAUCUUCAUCAUUCAGUAACCAAUUGCUCGCCAUACAUAGUAAAUAUGACAUCGUCAUUGAAGGGAAAAUAGCUUUUAAUACUAGAUCAGUUUGUACCUACAAUUAUCCCACAUUCACGUUCCUCAUUAUUAUUAGUUAAAAUGCUUUCGUUGAUUAAGUUUUCUGCUUCGUCAAUCAUGGGUAACGUUUUGUUUUCUCCAUCACGGGUACAGUAGGUACCCAAUCAUAGUUACUGUUGUUUUGUUGUUCGCUUUUUUUUAAGUUUAACUCUCUGAUAUAGUGUUUUGACGGAGCGACGUUGGCUGGCAGGCUCCCCCGCGUAACCCACUUUUAUGGAUUGUUUGCAAUAAGUGAUAAUCGCGAGUGAUAUCGAUAUUGUUUAGGGUCCUUGCAGAUGGCUAGUUAUUUAAGAUUAAAGUAAAAUCAUACGAUCGUUGAAUAAAUACGAGAUGCAAUUCUGUUUACUAUUAA